Molecule: messenger RNA, 4216 nt
Organism: Zophobas morio
Lineage: Eukaryota; Metazoa; Arthropoda; Insecta; Coleoptera; Tenebrionidae
Gene: Ca-beta
Product: Ca2+-channel-protein-beta-subunit
Exons: 11
Coding region: 923-2452 (509 amino acids)
Biological process (GO): calcium ion transmembrane transport
Cellular component (GO): voltage-gated calcium channel complex
Molecular function (GO): voltage-gated calcium channel activity; protein binding
Source: RefSeq, a predicted model, not a curated record
AAGUGUUUGCCCAGCACGUGAUCGCGCCAAUUGUAAACUUUGCAGGUGCACACCUGUUUUUGCUCCGUCCGUAUACACAAGAACGGUUUUAGUUUUUAUGGCCGGCAAAAACAUGCUAUCAUCAAUGAAAUUAACGUUGAUCGAUAGAUGGGCUAGUUUCUUUCAUUCAUCGACGGCGAAGAAGUUUUGUUUGGGGCCUCGUCCCGAAGAAUUCCUGCUGCCAGCAGGAAAACAAACAAGUGUCGGCAGGAAGACGUAAAGUCAAAUACGACACACCCCCAGUGUGUCAGUUGUUCGAAUCGAUACUUGCGCUUGCGUGGCUCGACAACCCCACCUCGUGAAGCGUGUACAGUCAAAAGCUCAAAGCUCUACCCUAUAUGAAACGCGAGCUUAAAAUGCGGCACCGACUAUACUCAACCUAGCGGCGUUCACCCGCAUUACACUACGUAUAUUCUUGAGCAAAACAUUACUUUUCCAUUCAGAAAAGUUGUUCGUGUCAUAAAUAUGGUUAAUGUGGCGUUCGCCGGUGAUUUGUGACGUUUUGCUUCGCGAAGAUUUGGUGGUUAAGUGAUACUGGGGCUUAUCUAAUCGGACUGGAGCUUUCGGACAGCGGAUAAUCACACAACUCCAUUAGUUUCCCACGAGCACUCAUUUACGAAUGCACCUGAUAUCGUCGAAUUAUUGCCUAAGUCUGCUUCUACUUCGUUGUAAAAUUUAGAUACUCGAAUCCUGUCGUUGUUGGAUGGUGCACACGGAUGUGUCAUUGAAAUGUCGCAAUAUGAUAGGAUACAACAAUUUCAACAAUCAGGGAUACAAUAAACUGUUUACUCAGAGGCAUCAGUAAGUAACAUUUUGAGGGUCACUGGUCGGCUGAAGCCUUGUAAUAUUGUCGCAUGCUUGCCAGUGGCACCGCAACUAACCUAUGUCCAAGUACACAUCUCUGGGCUCAGCUGAUUCUAACUACUCUCAGCCUUCUUCGGAUCUGUCGCUGGACGAGGAGAAAGAGACGCUGCGACGGGAGAAGGAACGCCAAGCGCUUAGCCAGUUGGAAAAAGCAAGGACGAAACCGGUAGCAUUUGCUGUCAGAACCAACGUAGCGUACGACGGUUCAUUGGACGACGAUUCUCCAGUCCAUGGGUACGCGAUUUCUUUCGAAGUUAGGGAUUUUUUACACAUUAAGGAGAAGUACGACAACAGUUGGUGGAUCGGACGUCUGGUGAAGGAGGGUUGCGAUAUUGGGUUCAUUCCUUCUCCGGUAAAGCUCGAAAAUCUGAGAUUACAACAAGCGCAGUCGAGGACUACUAAACUCUACUCAAGUAAAACAAGUUCCAGCUCUAAUAUAGGGGCCGCUGGUAACGAUGUUUCCAGAGGUAGCACUCCUCCCACGCCUGGAGACGAGUCUGAUUCGGUGGGUAACGCCCGGACAGCCAAGUCUCUCACCACCCCUCCAGCAAAGGAGAAGAAGAAACCUUUUUUUAAGAAGCAGGAAGCCACUGCUCCUUACGACGUAGUUCCCUCCAUGAGGCCAGUAGUUCUAGUAGGUCCUUCGUUGAAAGGAUACGAAGUAACAGACAUGAUGCAAAAAGCCUUAUUUGAUUUUUUAAAACAUAGAUUUGAAGGAAGAAUUAUAAUCACGAGGGUAAUGGCGGAUAUAUCUUUGGCAAAACGUUCACUUCUAAAUAAUCCUUCAAAAAGGGCGAUUAUGGAACGUUCCACAACUCGCUCAACAUGUUUGUCAGAGGUCCAAGCAGAAAUCGAAAGAAUAUUCGAGCUAGCUACAACUUUACAACUCGUGGUGCUGGAUUGUGAUACUAUAAACCAUCCUUCGCAACUUGCCAAAACUUCAUUAGCUCCAUGUAUUGUCUAUCUUAAAAUAACUAGUCCUAAGGUUUUGCAAAGGUUAAUCAAAUCUAGAGGUAAAAGUCAAGCGAGACAUCUAAAUGUACAAAUGGUCGCGUCAGAAAAAUUAGCUCAAUGUCCUCCGGAAAUGUUCGAUGUGAUCUUGGAUGAAAACCAAUUAGAAGAUGCUUGCGAACACAUAGCCGAAUAUUUAGAAGCUUAUUGGAGAGCUACACAUCCUGAAACAAAUGUUUCCAAUGUACCUCGACCAAUGGGUACUUCACCACAAGCCUCUCCUAGUGGGGACCAAGGCAGACCCACCCUACCAGCACACCAUGAUGUAUACGGAUACUCUCAUGAUUCUAGAGUUCCCACAUUUCAUACGGCGCACGCGAGAAGUAGACCGAGGUUAGAGAGAGAACGUGAGUAUGAAGAUUACGGUGAGAGAGAGAGCUAUGCCCAUGCGAACACCCAUGGAGUACCCCAUCACGGAGGUGACGAUUACCGAGAUCGCAACCUGGAUCGGAUACCUCCGAGAGACCAUAGAGCCACGAGGGAGGAAGAGUACCCGACACAUAGAGGAUCUUCGAGGAGAGCUCUCAACGCCAUAUAGUGGAGGCUUUCUACGGAACAGCCAAUUGAAGAGGAAAUUCAUGAUGACCUUUCUCCUAGGGCUGAAACAUACUACAAACCUCAGAUUCCUAAAGAGUACAGGGACGACAGGGCCGACAGGCGCUUGGAUGACGUGAGAGUGGACGAGAGGAGAAGGACGGAAGAAGACAGGAGAUACGGUGAGAGGAGUAGGUAUCCUGAAGAUCACAGGUUCGACGAUAGGAGGUACGUGGAGGAGAGGAAAGCGAUAGAGAAGAGCAAGCAGGAGGGCAGGAACUACAGGAAGGAGCUGUUGGAGAGGUUUGCCGAUAUGGACUUCGAGGAGCAUCAUGACUUCCGAACACAUCAAAGAUACUACGAAUGAAUCUCUUAGAUAAUAAAAAGAUUUGGCCUAAAUUACUGAAAUUGUGUACAAAUAUUCGGAGUAUCUUUGAUGCAUUCUUCAAUGGGAUGUUUCGUAAAUGUGAUUAAUCCUUAAUAUAAACAUUAAAAAUUUUGACCAGUUUGGUGCCAUAUUUGAGUAAUAGCUCAAUUUUUAAUCAAUCUAUUAUUGAAAUAGAAUAUUCAAGCUUUAAACUGUAGCUAUACUUAGGAUUUUUAAAUUUAUUUAUAAGGAAUGGUAUAUUGUUGAAAGCCGUAUAAAUUUAUGUAUUUUAUAUAUUGUAAAAUAGCUUAAAAAAGAACUGAGAUAUUAUACUUUAAACGGAAAGUGUACUCUGUACUGAGUGGUUAUACCGUUUUGUUGCUUUUUACUUCAUAGUUUCAUGAUACCUACGUGAUAUUAAUGACGUCAAGUAUUUGACUGAAUCUAGGAAAUCUAGUCAAGUUGAAGUUUGUGCACUGCUGUUAGAAAUGUUAUGAGAAGUAGAUAAAACAUGCAUGAGGCAUCGAGGCUUUUGAAGAUUAGUUAUGAAUCCAUGAUAAACCGUAUAAGAUAUCGUAAUAUUUUUUAAAUAAAUUACUAGGAUAUUUUCAGUAUUUUGUCACCUACGCGUAUUAGUUUUUUCAUUACAAAUAAUGUCGAUGACAAUCAAACGAUCUGUUAAUUUAGUGUUAGUUUAGAUGGAUUUUGACACCACACGACAUAUUCUAAAACAUCCUUAGUUAGAAUCUGGUAUUAGUUUGUAGAGUAAUCAGGACGUGUACAUAAUUUACGUUGUUAGGAUUGUAGGUGAUGAGAAAACUGAAAAUAAAUAGGCUUUACAAAUUGUACAUUUCGAAACUGCAUGUGCCACUAUAGUGGUAAAUAUCACCGACCAAUUUCACUACACAAAACAAAAUAUUUGUAUAGUAGUAGAUCUGUGAAAUCCUUUUAGGUUUUGCACUUGGCCCUAACAAAGUUACAACGACAUUAUCAUUGUUUAAUUAGUGCGGUGAACGUUUUACAAAAUGAACCUUUGUAACUUUGUUAGUUGCAGUUUCUUUUUGCUAGUAAACCUAGACCCGGUUUUCUUUACAUAUUUUAUUGUAAUUAGAGUUAAAAUACUUAUAACAAGGUUUCAUAUGCUGUUGAUAUUGAAUGAGUCUAUUGAUAUUUCAAAAUACAAGUAAUUAAUAUUUAAAUAAAAAACUAAAAUUUGAUACAUUGUAAAUAGCUAUUAAAUAUUGAAAGAUCUAUGCUACUGAUAAACUAUUGUUUUUCGAUUUAUAUCGAUAGCUAGAUGAUAUGUUGAAACAACUUCGUUAUUUGUGUAUAUCAAUUUUGUAUAUAAUCUUAGUUUAAUACGUUCAUCUAAAUGCCUUGUUAUUACCUAUGAUUUUUUUU